GUCACCUUUUUUUCCCAGUUACUCAUAAUUCAGCAUAUUUUGGUUGUUUUUUUUAAUUGUAUUUUUGUAAUUUUGUGUGCUAUGUGCUGUUGGGUCUGCUCUUUUUACACUGUCACUGAAUACACAUCCUCUACUGCUCAGAAUUCCUCAUCUUUUUUAUUUUCAAGUAUAUAAAUGACAGUAAAUUCAUAUGCCAUUUUUUCUAGAUGUUCUUUACUGGUGAGAAUUCAGUUUGUUUCCAGGUCUUUGCUGCCCAGAAGAGUGCUCAUAUGAAUGUUUAGUGUAAAAACUCAGUUGUGGCCUUGGUCUGGUGAUAGAGAAAGGGAAUGGCAACAUGGUACAGUGAGAAUAGCCCUGGAUUUGCAGCUGAGAGGACCGGGUCUCAAAGUGCGCAUCUAGCAUUCAUUCCCUUUUUGACCUUAAGCAAGCCACUUUUCUUCUCUAAUGAGCAAAUUAGACUCCAGAGUCUCUUCCAGCUCUAAAUAUAUGAAUUGGAAAGUUAUGGUCCUUUAACACCCUUUUCAGCGUAAAAAAAAUUGUUCACAUGCUGUUACAGACAGGAGGUUAUAGUCCCCCAUGCUUGCCUUUGCUCUUCUGGUUCCAGGAACAUUGAACACAAUGGUGUUUGUUUCAGAGCAGCACAUUUUAAGAAGCACAGCGAUUGGAUGAAAAGAAGAGAUCAGAGUAUUUACGGGAGAUAAACCUUUCUCGUGUAAUGAAUAUGAGAAGGCCUUCAGGGAUAAGGCACAACUUAACUCUGCAUCACAGGGUUCAUACUGGAGAGAAACGUUAUGAAUGUAAUGAAUGUGGGAAGGACUGCAGAUAUAAAGGACAACUUACAGUGCAUCAGAGAAUUCAUACUAGAGAGAAACCUUAUAAAUGUAGUGAAUGUGGAAAGGCCUUCAGGAGGAAGAUACAAGUUACAGAGUAUCAGAGAAUUCAUACUGGAGAGAAACCUUUUCAAUGUAGUGAAUGUGGGAAGGCCUUCAGGAGGAAAAUACAACUUAGAGUGUAUCAGAGAAUUCAUGCUGGAGAGAAACCUUAUGAAUGUAGUGCAUGUGUUAAGGCAUGCAGGGAUAAGACACAACUUACAGUGCAUCAGAGAAUUCAUACUGGAGAGAAACCUUAUGAAUGUAGUAAAUGUGGAAAGACCUUCAGGGGAAGGUCAAGUCUCACAAGUCAUCAGAGAUUUCAUACUGGAGAUAUAUGUUAUGAAUAUAAGGAGUGUGGGAAGGGUUUCCUGUACAACUCAGAUCUUCUUCUACAUAAAAAAAUUCAUGGUAUAAAGAAAACUUAUGAAUGUAGUGAAUGUGGAAAAGCCUUCAGCAGGAAGACACAACUUACAGUGCAUCACAGAAUUCACACGGGAGAGAAACCUUAUGAAUGUGGUAAAUGUGGAAAGGCCUUCCUGAGGAAGUCAUAUCUUACUGUACAUCAGAAAACUCAUACUGUUGAUAUCCAUAAUAAAUUUAAUGAGUGUGGGAUGGUUUUCCCCUACAACUCGGAUCUUAUUUGACAUCAAGAUAUUCAUUCUGAAGAGAAACUUCAUGAAUAUAUUGAAUAUGAGCAGUCUUUCAGAGUGAGAAUGAAACUUACUCAACACCAAAGAAUUUAUUCAGGAAAGAAACCUUAAGAAUGUAAUGCAUAUAGAAUGGCCUUUAGGUAGAGAGUACGACUUUAUGUACAUCAGAUAAUUCAUCCUGGUGAGAUUUCUCAGGAAUGUAAGGAGUGUGGGGAGGAGGCUGUGCAUUCCAAUUCAGAUCUUACACAACUUACAGUGCAUCACAGAAUUCUACUGGAGAGAAACCUUAUGAAUGUAGUGAAUGUGGGAAGGUCUUUUGGAGUAAGACACAAUUGACAGACUUGCUCAACAUCAAAGAAUUAAUUCUGGAGAGAAAUCUUUUGAGUUUACGGAGGCCUUUAGACUCAGCACAUUACUUUAUGUUCAUCAGAGAAAUGUUACUAGAGUCAUUUUUCCUCUCUGCAGAGGCCUGUAAAGAGGCAAAGAUUUAGUGUUAUCAUCCUAUGUACCUUCAUGGAAGGAGAGGUUAUACUGGCUGAGGCAGAGGCUGCUGAGUGGAUAGUGGUAUAGGGACAGCCUUAGUAUUAACUUUGAUCCCUGGGCAUAUGGCUUGCAAGACACUUGGGGAUGACGUCUUGGCCAUGAGAUGAGGCUGUGCCUGAUGAGUGAUGAAUAAUUGUUGACAGCUUGAGGAAUAUAUCAUAAUCUGAGCUGUGUUCCUGAUGUUGGUGCUGCUUCUGCUUCUAUUCAUUUUUGUAGCCACUGUGGACCUUACAAAUUUGAAAUCACCUUAAUUAAAAUAAAGCAUCACAAGGGUGUGUGGCAGAUGUUAGUGCAAUGUAAUUUCUGCCCAGUGACCUGAAUGUCCAAGGAAAGAAGUUCACUGAAGUGCAGGUAAACAGCAGGAUUAACUAUUAUCUUCUCAUUAUAACCAAAUGCCUUGUCAUCUAAUUAGUGACACAUAUGAAAAGUGAAUAAAAUUCCCAAUAUGGUUGAGGAAUAGGAACAGUUUUCAAUGAAGUUAUCAGAACAAUCAAUAAUAAUGAAAAUGAUUUAAGUCACUAUUGAUUAGGGAAAUGCAAAUGAAAACAACUUCGAAGUAAUAUGUCACUUUAGCUCAGAUUGGCCAACAUGGCAGAAAAAGAAAGUGAUAUUCUGGAGGGGGUGAGGAAAAAUAGAGACAGUAAUGCACAAUGCAGAACUGGUCCGACCAUUCUAGAGGAAAAUUUGAAACUGCACAAAGGGCUAUAAAAGUGUGCCUACCCUUUCACACAUCGAUAGCACUACUAGGUCUAUAUCCCAAAGACAUCAACAGAAAAGGACUUAUGUGUACAAAAUGUGUAUAGUGGGUUUUUUUAUGGUAAUAAAAAUUGGAAAUUUGAGGGGAUAACCAUCAGUUGCUGAAUGAAGUGGUUGUAUAUGAUAGUGAUGGAAUAUUAUUGUGCUCUAAGAAAGGAGGGAGAUAAUUUUUCCUGGGAAGACCUAUAUAAAUAGCUGUAGAGUUAAGUAAGCAAAAUCAGGAAGUCUUUGUACACAUUAAUAGCAAUAUUUUUAAUGAUGAUACCAUGAUCAAUUGUGAAUCACCUAGCUAUUCUGAUC
Molecule: messenger RNA, 3121 nt
Organism: Phascolarctos cinereus (koala)
Lineage: Eukaryota; Metazoa; Chordata; Mammalia; Diprotodontia; Phascolarctidae
Source: RefSeq, a predicted model, not a curated record